Molecule: messenger RNA, 2048 nt
Organism: Andrographis paniculata
Lineage: Eukaryota; Viridiplantae; Streptophyta; Magnoliopsida; Lamiales; Acanthaceae
Product: acetate--CoA ligase CCL3
Exons: 3
Coding region: 194-1891 (565 amino acids)
Source: RefSeq, a predicted model, not a curated record
UUUAUACUUUUGGAGUUGGAGGAGGACGACCACCACUCUCCUAAUUUUGUCAGCCCUCUCUCUCACUCUACAAAUAUUUAAAUAUAUAUAUUUUUAUACGCACGAAUACCAAUCCCGAGGAUUGGAUUGCUGCUGUAGCAAUCGAUCGACGCGGCGGUGGAAUCCAUCCAUCUUGGAGCAAGAGCAAUAGCAAAUGGAGAGGGAUAUUGACGAUCUGCCCAAGAAUCCAGCGAACUACGCGUCUUUGACUCCCCUCCGAUUCCUGCAGCGGGCGGCGCUCGUCCACCCGAACAGGAAAUCUCUUAUCCACGGUGGUGUCUCUUACACGUGGCACCAGACUUACCGUCGAUGUCGCCAGCUUGCCUCUGCGCUCACCAAGCGCGGCGUCGUCCAUGGCAGCACCGUUGCAGUGAUUGCACCAAACAUUCCAGCCAUGUACGAAGCUCAUUUCGGGGUUCCAAUGUCGGGUGCUGUAAUAAAUGCUGUCAAUGUCCGUCUAAAUGCACAGACUAUUGGUUUUCUUUUGGGACAUUCGCAAUCUGCUGUUAUCAUGGUGGACCAAGAGUUUUUCACAUUGGCAGAGGAAGCUCUGAAAAUCAUGGCUGAUAAUGAAAAAGGAAGUUUCCGGCGUCCUAUUCUGAUUGUCAUUGGCGAUGAAAACUGCGAUCCGAAAUCACUUCAGUAUGCACUGGAGCAAGGAGCAACUGAGUACGAGAAAUUCCUGGAAACUGGCGAUCCGGACUUUGCCUGGAAGCCUCCUCAGGAUGAGUGGCACAGCAUUGCUCUAGGCUAUACUUCCGGGACAACGGCUAGCCCGAAGGGAGUUGUGCUGCACCACCGGGGAGCGUAUCUCAUGGCUGUUAGCAACCCCGUAAUCUGGAAUAUGAGUGAAGGAAGUGUUUACUUGUGGACUUUACCGAUGUUCCACUGCAACGGUUGGUGCUUCACCUGGACUCUCGCGGCAAUAUGCGGCACAAACAUAUGUCUUCGACAGGUCACUGCUAAAGGUGUCUACUCAGCCAUUGCGAACCUCGGCGUGACCCAUUUCUGUGCUGCACCGGUUGUCCUCAACACGUUAGUAAAUGCCCCUAAAGGAGACACCAUCUUGCCCCUCCCACGCAUUGUUCAUGUGAUGACAGCCGGCGCUGCCCCGCCCCCUUCAGUUCUUUUAGCAAUGUCGCGGCGCGGCUUCAAAGUAGCGCACACCUACGGUCUGUCUGAAACUUACGGUCCCUCGACUAUAUGCGCAUGGAAGCCCGAGUGGGAUUCACUGCCCCCGGAAGAACAGGCGCGCCUGAAUGCAAGACAAGGAGUGCCGUACACUGCCAUGGAGGUUGUGGAAGUGGUCGACACCCAAAACAUGAUGCCAGUGCCUGCGGAUGGAAAGACUGUCGGAGAAAUCGUAUUCCGGGGCAAUGCUGUAAUGAAAGGGUAUCUGAAGAACCCGAAAGCGAACAAGGAAGCUUUUGCGAACGGAUGGUACCACUCGGGCGACCUGGCUGUAAAGCAUCCAGAUGGGUACAUCGAGAUCAAGGACAGAUCGAAGGAUAUCAUCAUAUCGGGGGGCGAGAACAUCAGCAGUGUGGAGGUGGAGAACAUUCUGUACCAGCAUCCGGCGAUAUACGAAGUGUCGGUGGUGGCGAGGCCGGACGAGCAAUGGGGGGAAUCGCCGUGCGCGUUUGUGACGCUGAAGCCAAAUGUCGAUGCGUCUGAUCAGCAACGGCUGGCUGAAGAGAUAAUGAAGUUCAGCCGGUCGAAGAUGCCGGCGUACUGGGUGCCCAAGUCCGUGGUGUUCGGGGAGCUGCCGAAAACUGCGACAGGGAAGAUACAGAAGCAUCUGCUGAGAGCCAAAGCGAAGGAGAUGGGACCAGUGAAGAGGAGUCGGAUGUGAUGAUAAUGAUAAGUUAGUAUAAAUCUUAUUUGGAUCACAGACAAUAUAGUUAUUGUUAUUAAUUCUGUUGUGUAGAGAUAACGAGGAAGAUGUACGCACUAAUAAAUUUCUUCGAUCUAAGAAGUGAAUGUCAGUCAAUCUGGUUGCCUUGCCUGUA